GGCAGACAUUGUAUUUCGAUUUGUAGACGUUCAGGAUUCCUCUUACCAUCAAUACCUCCAAAAUGAUGAAAAUCACAGUCUUCGCCUUAGCUGCGCUGGCCUGCUCGCUAGCUUUACCUCAAGACGGUCAGAACCAGCAAGCGCCUGUCGAAAUUGUGAAGCAAGACUCCGAAGUCGACGUUAAUGGAUAUAAUUUCGACUUCGAGACGAGUGAUGGCACAUCGAGACAAGAGCAAGGCGAAUACAAGAACGACACUGAGCAGCAAGGUCUUUUGGUUAAGGGAAGUUACAAAUAUACAGCACCAGAUGGCCAGCAUAUUUCUGUAUCUUUCGUAGCUGACAAAAAUGGCUACCAACCCACGGAGCACACUGGAGAUGAGCAUCCCGCACAAUCAUAAAAUACCGACGUCAAUGCAAUUCUGACUAGUACAGAUCCAGUACAAAAGUCAUCAGUUUCAAUUAAAAUACUCGUUCUACAUUAUUAAUUCGAAAAACAAGUAUGACAAGCUGCUAAAAAUAAUAUAAAAAAUAUUUUUUGUUUCGUACAAACAAAAGAACUCGUCGCGCUCGUGAUUACUUGCGAAAUAUAUGACAUAGGACUAUACUAAACGGGUGGUAAUUGAAGAGCGUUAUUCCAGCUAAAUUUGUCUAUGAUCAUUUAAUCAUGUCUCAGAACAGAAUUGCACUCAAUACCAAAUCUUAUAUGUAAAACGGCUAUGAGAAUGUAAAGUACCUUUAUAGCAUUAAGUAUUAUACCAUUCUAUCGUGUUCAUGUUAAUAAUAAAUAUACUCUAAGAA
Molecule: messenger RNA, 798 nt
Organism: Pieris brassicae (large cabbage white)
Lineage: Eukaryota; Metazoa; Arthropoda; Insecta; Lepidoptera; Pieridae
Gene: CPR24
Product: endocuticle structural glycoprotein ABD-5-like
Exons: 3
Coding region: 63-398 (111 amino acids)
Cellular component (GO): chitin-based extracellular matrix
Molecular function (GO): structural constituent of chitin-based larval cuticle
Source: RefSeq, a predicted model, not a curated record